Culicoides brevitarsis is the source of this 1791-nucleotide messenger RNA. RefSeq names its product polycystin-2-like protein 1. Lineage: Eukaryota; Metazoa; Arthropoda; Insecta; Diptera; Ceratopogonidae. Gene Ontology annotation, biological process: detection of mechanical stimulus. The transcript has 7 exons. Gene Ontology annotation, molecular function: calcium channel activity; calcium ion binding. Gene Ontology annotation, cellular component: membrane. Bases 1 to 1791 code for a protein of 596 amino acids. The record is from RefSeq and is a predicted model, not a curated record.
AUGAAAAAAUCAUCAAAAGCCUUAAGUGAGCUACCACAACAGCAAUACAACGACAAACACUUGAGAAAAUUAUUACUGGAACUAAUUUUCUACUUGAUAUUUUUAACGAUAAUCACGACUUUGUCACUUAAUCUUGCUGGCUCAAGUUAUUACUACCUCACGAAAGUCGUAAUCGAUACAUUUGAAGAAGAGAAAUUCUCCGUCGACGACGAUGGCAGCCACGUUGUUACAAACUUCAAAGAACUCGCCACAGUUGAGGAGUUAUGGAAGUGGUUUGAUGUUGUGUUCUUGCCGUCAUUCACUUACGAGUCUGGUCACAUUUACGUUGCAGACGAGAACAAACUGCUCGGUCCACCACGAAUUGUGCAAGUUCGAGUCACGAAUGAAACUUGCCAUGUCCCGGAUUUGUUCAAAAAUCAUUUUCGUGAAUGUUUCGGGUACUUUGAUGAUGGAAACACCGAUCACAAGUCUUUUGGAUACAAAAACAGCAGUGCCUGGAAUUAUCACGGAAAUAAAAAUAACGCAUACAUUGAUGGUGAAUUCGGAUUUUACCCAACAUCGAGCUUUGUGCAGGUCUUAACUCUGGAUCAUGACACCAACAAAGAGAUUAUUGACGAAUUAUACCGAGGAAAUUGGAUUGAUCGAGCAACGAGAGCUGUUUUUAUCGAAUUUUCAAUGUAUAAUGCCAAUUUGGAUAUGCUUUGUUUCGUUCAGUUAGUAACAAAAAUCCCCACUGGAAUGUUGGUGACGACUUCUAACGUCCAAAGUUUGCAUUUAUUGAAUUUAAGUGACAAUUACGACAUAUUUUUAUUGUGUCUGGAAAUUAUUUUGAUCCCUUUUACAAUUUGUUACACAGUUGAGGAGUUUUGUGAGAUGUAUCGUCAUCGUCUGGCUUAUUGCAAAAAGCUGUGGAACUUGAUCGAUCUCACGAUAGCUGCUACGCUGUACGUGGGCAUGGCAUUUGUCGUGUAUCGCGAAACGUUCAUCGGUGAAAAGCUCGAAAGACAUGUGAACGCCCCUCGUGAAUUCGUUAACUUUGAAACAUUCGCUCAAAGACAAAAGCAGUUUAAAAAUUUGGUGGGCGUUUGUCUAUUCCUUGCAUGGAUUAAAUCAUUGAAAUAUUUGAGUUUCAACAAAACAAUGAUGCAAUUUAGCACGACAUUGGCAAGGUGCUCGCGCGAUCUCUUUGGGUUCGGCCUCAUGUUUGGCAUCGUCUUUGUCGCAUAUGCCCAACUCGGCUACAUCGCAUUCGGUAACGAGCUCGAGGACUUUCAUACCUUUCUCGCUGCCAUUUUUACGUUAUUUCGCACGAUCUUGGGCGAAUUCGAUUAUCUCGAAAUUGAGCAAGCCAAUCACAUCCUUGGACCAAUUUAUUUCAUGUCUUAUAUAUUUUUCGUCUUUUUUGUCUUGCUGAACAUGUUUUUGGCAAUCAUUAAUGACACCUACUCCGACAUAAAAAACGAAAUACAGCAAGACAGUAUCCCAGUUGGGAAAUUCCUCGCACGCAAACUCACGCAUUACUGGAACAAAGUCAUUGGCAAGUCGGGUGAUCGUGACGUUGACGAAAGUUUCGUGGAACCAAAGAUGGAAACGCUUACAAUUGAGUCAAGUACCGUGCAAAACGACGAAAUCAUUUCUAAUGAUUCACGACUUGCGGAUUUUGAAGAGAGAGUUACGCUUCUCGAAACGGAAUUCCACAAAAUUGUCGCCAGAAUUGAUAGUUUUAUUGAAAACGUAACUCGAACACUUCAUGAAGUCGAUGAAGAAACCGAAGAGGUGAACGACGUUUAA